Messenger RNA from Lindgomyces ingoldianus, 1803 nucleotides. RefSeq lists its product as uncharacterized. Gene Ontology annotation, biological process: iron ion transport; intracellular iron ion homeostasis; copper ion import. Gene Ontology annotation, molecular function: ferric-chelate reductase activity. The coding region runs from base 1 to 1803 and encodes 600 amino acids. Gene Ontology annotation, cellular component: plasma membrane. NCBI's taxonomy places the organism in Eukaryota, Fungi, Ascomycota, Dothideomycetes, Pleosporales, Lindgomycetaceae. The record is from RefSeq and is a predicted model, not a curated record. The transcript has 5 exons.
AUGGCAGCUGCCCAAGCCAAUGCCAAUGCUGGAGGAGGUGGAGCUGGUGCUAAAAGUGGCGGAGGAGGAGGCCAUGCCGAAGGUCCAACCUCAGCCGAUUUUGAAAACAUCGACGUCGAGCACUUUCUUGGCUAUAUCUGGGUAGCCUUCGUGUCCGUCUUCAUCAUAUACCAAAUCGCCUUCCACUUCGUCCGUUACGUUCGAACAGUAGCCUGCCUCAACAACGACACCCAGAAGUACUUCGCUGCUCCUCAUGUUCUUUUCGCCCGUUUCAAGAAGCAUCUACUGGAUGCUCCGCUUUUCCGGACCCGACAUCACCGCGAAUUCAAGUUAUCAACCGCUAUCAACAUUGGCACGUUACCCAGCCGUCUGCAGACUCUUCUUCUCGUUGGGUACUUCAGUACCAAUGUGGGUUUCUGUGUCUGGAGCAUUGAUUGGAAUGGCCAGUAUUCUGCAGUUGCCGGCGAGUUCCGCAACCGUACCGGUGUCAUGGCUGUCGUCAACAUGAUUCCAUUGUUCUUGCUCGCUGGACGAAACAAUCCAUUCAUAACAUUUUGCGGCAUCUCCUUCGAUACGAUGAAUCUGAUCCACCGUUGGUUUGGCCGCAUUGUGGUUCUCGAAUCUGUUGCUCAUACCGCUGCAUAUUUUGCCAGCAAGGUGCAUACCAAGGGUUGGCCUGCUCUUCAAGCAUCCAUUACAGGAUCUGAAUUCAUCAUGACUGGCUUUAUUGGCACCGUGUGCUUCGUGUUUCUUCUUAUCCAAUCGCCUUCUGCUGUCCGCCAUGCGUGGUACGAAACUUUCUUGCACUUCCACUUUAUUGCGGCGGCCACUGCAGUGGGUGCUGUGUGGGUUCAUCUCAAGCAACGACCCCAGCAAUACUUGCUCUACGGAGUAGUCGCCUUAUGGGCCUUUGAACGCACAUAUCGUCUUGUCCGACUUGUCAUCCGAAAUAUCGGAAGUGGUGGCACUAAGGCUGAUGUUGAAGUGCUGCCAGGCGAUGCACUCCGUGUCACAGUUCGCAUGGCUCGCCCCUGGAGAUUCCGCCCUGGUCAGCAUGCAUAUCUGUACUUGCCAACUGUCGGACUCUGGACCAAUCACCCCUUCUCAUUGGCCUGGAGUGAAGAAGAAGAAGAUCUCAACAUCUCGACCAUGGUAGCCGAUGAAAAGGGCCUUCCAAUGAGUCGCCAAGAUAUUUUGGAGAUGCACAAGACCAGCAUGUCAUUUAUUGUUCGCCGCAGGACCGGUUUCACCGAGAAGCUCUAUAAGAAGGCUGAUCUCUCCGCUGCCGGCAAAUUUACGACUACGGCAUUUGUCGAAGGUCCUUAUGGUGGCGAAAAUCUCACUUCCUAUGGCACAGUAAUGCUCUGGGCUGCCGGUAUUGGUAUAACCCACCAAGUUCCUCACGUGCGGGACCUUGUCGCCAAAUACGCCAACGGGACCACUGCCACCCGCCGCCUAACACUCGUCUGGAUCAUCCAAUCUCCGGAACACCUUGAAUGGAUUCGUUCUUGGAUGACCCAGAUUCUGUCCAUGCCUCGCCGUCGUGAAAUUCUUAAGAUCCUCCUCUUUGUCACUCGACCAAGGAGCACGAAAGAAAUCCACUCUCCCAGCUCUAGCGUCCAAAUGUUCCCUGGCAAGCCCAACGUUCAGGCCUUGGUAGACCAGGAGAUGCAGGAGGGCGUGGGCGCUGCCUGUGUCAGCGUUUGUGGAACGGGCUCACUGGCCGAUGAUCUGCGUCGCGCGGUGCGCAAUCGCGAGAGCAAAUGGAAUGUUGACUUCCGCGAGGAAUCUUUCUCGUGGUAA